AUGACGAUGAUGAUGAUGACAGUGACGAUCAGUGAAGAUGAAAAUGAUGGUGAUGAUAAAAGUUAUUCCCUGUUGGUAGGACAUUCCUACAAUAUACAGCUAUUUUGAGAAAGGUUGUCGGAAAAAAUGUGCAUGUGACAAUCCCGAGAGGUAAUAUGUGACAUGAUCAAUACACUGUUCCUAACACUGUUGCUGUCAAAGCUACUUUUGUUGCGUUCCUUUAGCACUUGCAAAUGUAUGUCCAUGGCCUUUUGUGCCAUUCUUUCAAAUUUCAUUGAAAAAAUAGUGAACUCAAAAUCACCCGCAAUACCUUUUGGGAUUGUUUUGUGCACUUUUUCUGACAACCUUUCUCGAAAUAGCUGUGUAUGUAUUCUAAUAAAUCACAGAUGUUUGCUCUCCUGACCCCAGAAUUCUCCCCCAGCCCAUUUGUUUGGCUUUACAGGUAUGUAUCUCUGUCUCACAGAUCUACUCUAGUAGUAUUAAACCGUUAUCCCACUGUUUUGACCUAAUUAUAACUUUGUGGUCCAUAACUGAAUUUACAUUUUUCAGAUACGCUAUGAGGUAGGUCAUAGAACUAUGAAGCCCCACACCUUUCAUCGCACAGGUACUGCUCCAUCGCCGACCAUUAACUUAGCUCAAGUCGGGACAGAUAGAGAAAGAUCAUUUACAGAACCACAUCAGCCGUUAGUUCCUGAACCAUACCAGUCAAUUCCUGCUCAAGAUUUGCUUAAAGACAACUGUGGCUUCAGUGGCUGGAUUAGAAAAGAGGGCAACAACUUUAAGACAUGUAAGGUUAAUUCAAACUUACAUUAUCAGAAUCUUCCUUAUUUUUAAUAAUUGAAACAUGCUUAAAUAAAUCUGCUAAUAUCAUAGGUGAUGAAUUACUCCUUAAUUUUGGUGCGAAAUUGCAGCUUUUAUACUACUACAUGAGAAAAUUGCUGCAAUUUGAUUGGCUUAGAGCAGUGGUAUUUCAGCGUAAAUUGAAAUACCUACAUAUGAAAAUUACAACCUUUUGCGGCUAGUAGUAUAAACAAAUAAUAGCAUGAUUUGAAUGUGAUAUUUAGCAUAAAUACCACUCGUGAUAUUUCAAAAUUGUCUCUAACAAUAAUAUUUUGAAAUAUCACUGGUGGUAUUUAUGCCAAAUGUCACUACAAAUCAUUCUAUUACCUACACUAAUUUGUAAUUUCACAUGUGAAAUUACAAAAUUGCCAUGGCAACCUUCUGUACGUCUCAGUGUCAAGAUGGCGACAAAGUUUUAAAAUGCCGUGAAUGAAGAUGUCAGGGCACAAAAAGAUGCUUUAGAAAACCUGAACACACAAGAGAACGUCAAGAAGGAUUCUAACAGAUAUUUUGCCGAAAUAGUCUGAAAAAUUCUGAACUUUAGAAGCCAAAUUUAAGGUCUAAACAUUUGAGAGAGUGGAGUUCUUGAUCGAUAUGAUCCAGGAUAAACAUGUCAAAAAUCCAAGAAUGCUAACAUAAUUCGUCACCCGUGACAUUAAUAAGUAAUCAAAUGGUAUACUCGUGAAAUUAGGAAAAAUUUCACUUGCGUUUUGUCCAAAUUAGGGAAAUUAUUAGGAUUUGGACAAACGGCGCGUGAAAUUAUUCCCUAAUUUCACUCGUCACCAUUUGAUUACACAUACUAAUUUAAUGAAUUAGAUAUUUCUCUAAAGUAUACAAAUUUUUAUAUGCUUGUGUUUGGAUGUCUUUGUUGACCACAGGUGACAUAUCGUGCACCAAUUUCUUUUUUUAAAUAACUGAAUUUUUUAUUUUAAUACUUGACUAUUUAAACUAGCAGUGUUUUCAUAGGGCCAUGGGUUUCCUCAAGACCUCUUACACUCAGUCCAUUAUUUAAAUUGGUUAUAGGGUGAAGUAGCUUAUAUAAUAGUGAACACAAAAUCAUUCCUUGUUAACUCUCUUUAGUUUACUUUUUAUUUUUUUGCAUUUGUUUCUCAUAAUAAUAUACCUUUGCAGGGCAUGACAGAUAUGCCAUUUUACACAAAGGUUGCCUGUACUAUUACAAAGAUGCUAAUGCAUCAUCAACUGCUGGAAAGUUUUCACUUGGUGGAUACAGGUACAGUUUACAAUGAGAAAACAUGUAAUGCGACAUUGCAGCUAGAUACAGUGCACACUUUCACUGACUCUACUAACCUCCAAGAUUUUCAAUCAGUAAUAUGGGUUAAAUCUAUUGUUCCUUCUUUUAUGUACAUUGUAGGCUGUCACCUGCUCCCGAGAGAAGCUCAAAAUACGGGUGGACGUUUAAAUUAGCCCACAUACAACCAGAAAAGAGAACAUAUUACUUUUCAGCAUAUUCUGAAAGGGAAAUGAAUGUAAGUGAUAUCUUAGUAACCUGAACACGAGCAUUGAUUUGGUACAUUUUUUUGGGUAUGUGAACACUUUUGGCACUCAAGCUUAAAUGUUCUCUUGUUGAUGCUGACAGAGGACGUACAAUUUAACCAACUCAGGUAUAAUAAUCAACUGAUGUGUCAUAACUUUUUCCAAUCCAAUAUUUCCUACCAGUUCUUGAAACCACUGUAUCUUUGCAGGACUCAUUUCCAAUAAUUGUUAUUGUUUGCGGAGCUUUAGUGUUAGUUGAUACAGGGCAUUAUCAUAUAAACGUCCCGGAAAUAUUCUGUACAAAGCCAUUAUGUUUUUCUACCAGGAAUGGAUGGAGCAUAUAACUAAGGAGAUGGAAGACUACUGCGGUAAUGGAAAAAAAGACACGUAAGUCAUGAUUCAUUGUGAAUCAAACACAUUCUGUCUAUUUAUUUGAUUUUGUGGAAAAAAGUUAAAAGCUUUAAUAUUAACUAAGGUAGUUGACCUCCAUUGUUAUUGCUGGGUAUGGCUUAUCUGUAAUGGGAGCUCGCUUAUCAUUUAUUAUUUUGUCAGUAACUGUCAACCAACAUGUUUGACUGUUUAAUCAUGGUUCAAAGUGUCUAUUAAAAUGACACAAUCCUGUGUUGCCUAUCAAAUGAAAGAUUAUUCCAGUUCUUAUUUAGUACAUGACUUAAUUAUUAUUUCUUUUAAUAUUUUUUUAUAAGAGAAUUUUUUUAUUUAGUAUAUGACUUAAUUAUUAGUAUUAUUUUUUUUAUUUAGUACAUGACUUAAUUAUUAUUUCUUUUAAUAUUUUUUAAUAAGAGAUUUUUUUUUAUUAGCCAUUGAUGCAUUUAGCAAUAACACCCAGGCAAAAUAUUUUCCACUAUUUUGACUUAGCAUCUUUAAACUAACACAGAGCUGAAAAAGAAGAGUUUGAGGAUGGACUUGAAUAUUGCUAUCCAGAAGUAGAGCCAAAAUUUGACCCAGAAGAAGUUGCUGCUUUAUUUGGAAGACCAUCACCUAGCCUUCCAAGACGAUGUGCUGAUUCAGGGCCAAUGUACUGCCCUCCCCCUGAAAUAGAUCAACGAGACAUUAAGAAAAGGCCACCGCACUUAUUACCCAGAACACCAACUGUGUUACCAUAUCACAUAUCUGAUACAGUACCAGUGGACAAUCCUUUGUCAUUAAAACCAGUUAGAUCACGGCCACCAGGAGCAAGCCCUGUUUUACCAACAAAGGGUGCCCCUGCAGUACCAUCAAGGGUUAAAAAGCCAACGAUUGGAAAUCCUGCAGCGACAUCAGCCAAACCUUUGCCUAAACCUAAACCUAAACCUAAACCUUUGCCACGCCCACCAUCUCUUGAAAAGCGUGUUCCACAACCAAUUCCAAACUACACGGAUGCUUUUGAAGGUAUGAUUCAAAUACCUAGUUUGUGGUUCUUUCAUUUUGUAAAUGUCAUUUUUUUUUGUGUACUAUCUUCAUGAUAGAACUUCUGUUAGUUACCAUUAAUACAGUUAUAAAAAAUAAUAAAAACGUUUUUUUUUUCUUUAACUGAUAGGCGAAGAUGACGAGGAAAUCAAUGAAGGUUACCUAGAUAUUGUUCCAGACACCACCCCAGAAGAUUUAUUUGAUGAAGAGAAAAAGUCGAGCCUUUCAAGGUCUGUCCAGUAAGGGACUUGUUAAGUUUAUAAUAUUGUUCCGUUUCUAAUAGUACACUAGAAAUGACAGCUUCUUUCCUCCUUAUAUCCCUGCAAACUCAAUCCUUUGUAUUAGCUGGGCCUUACACUGUCUGUGCCCCUCUUCAUCAUUUCCUACCCCUUUAUCCUUCGUUUCCUUUUCUCUCUGGCUUCCUUCCUUUCUUCCUUUCCAAUUACUUCUUCACACACUCAAUUCCACCUUUUCUCUUUGUUACCAUUCUUGAACCUUUCUUCCUUUGCCUUUGUCCUUUCGUAGUCUUUACAUUACAUUCUUUUUUUCAAUUCUUCUUCAUUUGGACCUCCUUUACUUUUCCCCUUGUUUUAUGCUUUUUCUUUAAUUUCUCAUUUUCCCUUCUUCUUCUUUCCCUUUCUUCCUUCCUUUCUUUUCCCCUUUCUUUCCUUUUUCUUUUUGUCUUACUUCCUUUUGUCUUACAGUGUAUCUCCCAUAGUACCUCCUUUUGCGAGCAAUUAAAAUUUAUUGUCUUACAUGUACAUCAUUUUUUGCCAUUGCAGAGGAUACCCAGAUGGAAAAAGUUUUCGCCGUCACAGCUCUGAGGUAAACAUGGUGUGAAAUAUAACUAUUUUUGUGGUGUUGACCUGCAGCACAUGACUGUCUUUAUUUAAACUGUGAGGGGUAUCACUACAUAUUGUAACUAUUUAGUAUUUCAGCACAGUUACCUGAUGGUUACAUUAUUACAGCUGUUUACAGCAGUGAAAAUCGAUUUCUGUCUUUACUGGUAACGAGAGAUAGAGAAGCUGAAGUAUUGACUGCUAGCCUUUCAACAGAGCUAAUUCAAACAUCAGCUUCUCUAUCUCUCUUUGAUGGACAACUUACAAUACACACCCAACAGCUGGGUUCAUUAACAAAAGCCGGUUACCCACAUAGUCCAGCCAGUCCCCCAUCAGCUACGUGGCCUCUUACCACUGUCUGUUAUGGGAGGUUUUAGUGAAAAGAGGCCUCUUAUUUAGCCCUUUUCCUAAUCAAAGCCGACUAUUCAAACUUCGGCAGCUCUUUAUGGAAAAAGUUAUUGAAACUCCUACCUGGCAGGUCUUCUUGACUUGACCAUGUCUCUAGCUUUUGGACAGCCUGUGUAGCCAAUGGACAGUGACCUAAAUCCCUCAAAUAUUCAUACUCUAUGGCCGGCUGAAUGAUGAAACAAUAAUUGCUUUUAAAUUGUUCAUAAUUCUCCCUGGAACUUUUAUAGAAUGUACUUCCAGACUCUGCUGUGAAACUGAACUUGGACAAGACAGCUGUUAGCGAGUAAGAAGAAAUCCUUGAUUUGUCUGAGUACCAAUGAUAAAUGCUAAUUUUUGUAGAAUUCAGGUCGAGGAAAGAAACCUGAAAAUAACAUGUCAUUAUAUUGGAAACAUAUAUAAAAAUAAUGUCCAGCCCUACGCAAGCCACUUCAAUACUUUCAAACUCUUUCUGAUCUGCACAAGGUGAAGGUGUCUGACUCACCAAACAAAAGAAAAUUACUGGAAAAUGAAGGUACCAACUCCCGGGCCCAGUUGUUGGAAGGCCGAUUAGCACUUAACCCAGGGUUAAUUUUAACCCGGGUUUCUUUUUCUUUUGUUCAAAAGCAUUUUCUCGGAAAAUUUUCUCUGAUAUUCAAUAGAGCAUCGAAUCAUCAACUUGUUUCUCUGAUAUUCAAUAGAGCAUCGAAUCAUCAACUUGUUGACAAAAAGAAUAAUUAAACUGAAUUUACUUUAUAAGCUGUCAUAUUAAUUUGAACUCAAAUUUUGCACUAACCCUGGGUUAUCUUAACCCAGCUUUGAUUUUUGCCAACGGCAGGGACCAUCUCUAGGUGUCCAUUUUAGGGAGGUAUCUGUCUUAUCGAGGUGUCCUUUAGGAUAGAGUUGACUGUAUAUUUGUGGUAAGUCUGGUUGAGUUGGUCCUUGAUACACUGUAAGGAAUAACUCGCAUUGUUCACCAUCGUUUUUGUCCUUCCGUUUACUUUUUUUUCCAUAGGCUACUGGAAAAGAAAUUAGGAGUUUAUCUUUUACGUGAAAGUCAAAAUGCACAGUCAAAGCGGGUAAGGAUCAGUGUUUAUUUCUUCAAGCAAAACUAAAUUCUGUUGUAACUGGCUUGCCUUCAGCCUGCUGGCUGCUUGCAGAUUUACCAGAAACAUCGUAUGCUAGCAUUGCAGUAAAUAUGAUGUGGGUACUCGUCACAGUUGCUUUGAUCAGAUGAUGCCAACAUCCAUCUCCGUUGGCCCGCCAAACGUCUCAGGAACUGGUUUUUUGUUUGCUGAGUGUGACUUCAUUCUCCAAUUACAUCAAAACAAGCGCAGUAAUCCAUAAUUGUAGUACCCGAUAUUUUUCUCAAAAUAAUAACAGUUAAAAUUAUUGGGAACCAGACUCCUUUUCACUUCUCAGAGGCACCCAACCACCAAGUCCAAAUACAUCAGAAGUGUUUCAGAGUCUCUAUGCUUUAGAAGCCUGUUUGGUUAUUGAGUGGCCCUAGUAUUAUAAAAUAUAUUUAUCCGUUCAGAUGUCCUAGGUAAACUUUGGUUGCCUCGAAAGUUUUAGGUGGCCUUUUCCUACCCUGAUGGGUCCGACAGAAAGUUAGUUGGGGAGGUUUUGUCGUUACACUAAAAUGUGAAAACACAACUUCCAAAAAUCGUACGUACGUUAAAACAAAACUAUUUUUUUUUAUUUAGGCUUUGGCAGUGUGGACUGGAGAUCGAGUCAGACAUUACAUGAUAUUUUAUGAAAAGGUAGGUGUCGCCUUCAUCUAGUGUUUCUUGAGCGACAUGUUUAUACUUGUCUAACAACCGCCCCCUUCUUUUCCUUCAACUUUCAUGCUGGUAAGUCUAAAACCCGAGAAAAUUUAUUACAUCGGUAAUAAAAAAGUGAACUCGCGCUAAUCGCGCUUAUUCCACCUUGUUUAAUUCGUCAAAUGUUGGCAAUUUUUUUGGAGUUGAAUUCGAAAUGACUGUAUCAAAGUUCAAAUGAAUAAGAAAAACGUUGUCGUGAACGACUACAUGUACAAAAAUUAAAAAAGUUUCAAAGUUGUUGUUUUGCCAUUCCAAACCUAUUGGUUUUUUGCCGUUCUCGUUGCCGUCGCCGUCGCCGUCGUCGUUGCUUAAGCUCCCUAAUAUUUGAACCAGGCAGCGUAAAUCUCUGGGCUUUCUGGCGUUUAAUGUCUUCUUCUUUCAAAUGAUAAUGUACGCUGGUGGAUGGUCGAUUUUAAGCAAGUCCCAGACGCAUCUCACAACGGACGAAUGACGUUUGAGGAACGGUGACGUGCACUACCCUGAUCUGGAUAGUGCUUCUGAUUGGUUCAAAAUUUGCUCCAUUUUGUGGAAAACCGUUGGUCGCGUCGUGAAAUGUCGACCGUUUUCUCAGGCUCCGAUACAGUUCCUUGGAACACAGUCGAAGGGUCGUGAGGUCGAGUCUCACUUUGAGCUUGGAAUUUUUUCUGAGCUUUCUGGUGUUUGAUUUCAAAUAUUGUCUACCUCCUCAAACACCUACCACACAAGCUGCCAAUUAGUUUCAGUUAUAUAAAUCCUGCAACUAGCUUCCAGCACUUGAGUUGACGAUCACCAUGAAAUCUCCGUCUCCCUUUGCUUGUAUCUUAGACUUGUGUCAUUACUACACAAAGCAAGAAUUCGCAACUCUAGAAACGAGAAGGGUACUGGAGCCGAAAUGCGUCCCGCAAUUGUUUCUGGGAUGGGAGGCGUCGGUCAGCUAUUGGCCAAUUUUUUCCCCGUUCCCAGUAACAGUCCCAUCAGUCUUUGCGAAAGUUCACUUGGCCCAGGUGCAUUCUCGUUUCUAUAGUGACGAAUGGAAGCUGUGCCUGUAAGAGGUAAAAUAUAAUCGUCUUUUUUGCAAAAUGGUCUUGUUCACAGGAAUUGGGCUACGCUCUUGAUCCCGAAGGAGCACGGUUUGAUAAACUAGAAGCAUUAUUAUCGCAUUACCACAAGGUUAAUCUGCCUAGGUGUGAUGCCAAACUUAAAAAGCCUUACAAGUAGCACGAAUGUAGGCCCUAUAGUUUUUGUAUAUUAUACUAUUUUAAUCCUUGGACUGUUCAUACGCAGGCCGGGCACUUAUAGAUAGACCUAAUUAUGUCCAAAAGCCUUUAAUUUUGUAUGACUUGACAUGUUUUUUGAUAUGUCGUAAUUUCGGACCAUUAUCUUGACGAACGUUCUUAUCUGUUUCGCUGCUUGAGUCUGAGAUAUUCCUAUAUUUGAAACAAGCCUCCAUAAAUCUCCGCCGUCCCGUUGCUAAUGGGGAGUAAUUAUUCGGCACUGUAUGCAUGUUGAAGACGUUCAUAAGUGCUUGUAACUGAGAAAAUUUCAGAAACCAUCUUUUUCAAAGAUACUUAGAUGUCAAUGAACUUUGCUUCGGAAGUUGAAUAAUAUAACAGUGAAAUAUAUAGUCUGAAAUGUCAUACAUCUCCACCCCCAACCCGUGGGUUAGGGGUUGGAGACGUAUGACAUUUCAGCCUAUGAAAUAAUGGCGAUAGAUAAUAUUGAUAUAUGCAUGCGCGGUGUGUAAUACCAGUGCUGUAAUUUAGUAAAAGUAUAAUUAAAUAAUUUUAAUAAUUUAUUUAAUAUACGACGCAUAUGAUUAUAGGAUAAAUGAGCAUUAUGAAUUCUUUCGAUUAAAAGUAUACAUAUUUUAUCAUUAAAUGGUAGUUCAGGUUGAAUAAUUAGAUAUAUAUUUCCUGAAAAUCCAUUUCAAGCGUACAUUUUGAUGUGUUUCUUGUCUACAGUAGUGUAGUUCCAUGAUAUGGUUCAAUUUUAUCCGAGCUUAAAUUAUUUUUUUCUCGUUCUAAAUAUCCUAAUUUAUAUUAAUAACUUCAAUACAAAGGAAGAUUAACGAUACCAUCCUGAUUCUUAAUUUUGCCAAAAAGGUAUUUGGGCUUUAGAGAGUUAAACAAAAGAUGGUAAAAUUUGAAAUACGGAUACUGAAAAUUGAACCAUGUCAACAUAUCCAAGUGACAAACAAAACUUAGGCCGGGGAAAAUAAAAAGUACUUAUAAGAAAUCAAAUUAAGUAAAUUUUAAAGGGUUAGUUUAAAAAUCUUGUCUUUUCUUUUCAGCUUUUUUUGUCCUCAACUUUGUAUUGGUUGUCUAUAUAUAUUUCCUCCUUAAUAAGAGCCCUAGUAACGUGACCGAGCUGAAAUUCCAAGCUCGUACACUGAGGUGUUUCUGUCAAAAAAAAUUCUUGAAUAGCUCAACUUGGGCUGGCACCCAUUCUGUUCUAAAUCGUUUAGGUACUAUAAUUUUUAUAGUAUUGUUGAUCAAAGAAAAGUACGGAUCUUGUGCUGCCUUUUUAGUUUUGAAGGUUAAAGAUACCGAUUGUAGUAAAUACAGAAUUUUCAGAGUAUUAUAUUUUUCUUUGCAAUACAAGAAGUAGCAAAGCUGC
Molecule: messenger RNA, 9382 nt
Organism: Porites lobata
Lineage: Eukaryota; Metazoa; Cnidaria; Anthozoa; Scleractinia; Poritidae
Source: the annotation of a GenBank genome assembly